GCACAUGUUUGACUAAGACCUGGGGACUGCUAAAAUCCCUACUUGAUAGUUUUUAUUUCUCAGCUGUCGAGCUUUACAACAAUCUGUCAGUCUGGGACGGGAAACCAUGGGUGCCCCAGGACCCCGCAUUAUGAAGGCACAAUUGCUUCUUGGCGGCCUGAGUCUGGUGGCUGCCAAUUCCACAAUAGCUUCACCUUUUCCGGGACCGGGAGAGGCCUCGUUCGUUGCGCCCCCGGGGUUUCCUACCUCCAUUUUUUCCUCCUACUAUGUCUUGCCUACACGGCCAACCCAGGAGCCUCAGCCCAUCAUUGACGACCCCGUGCUCCACAAGACAUACCCAUUCAGCCUGACAGACCCUGAUGCAAUACCGACGAAGAACCAUAAUCCUGUCGUGUUCCCAGAACCACGUGCCAAUCUGACAGACCAGGAACAGCAAGCAUUGAUCAAAGAUGUGAAAGCUAAUGUGACCCGUAUCAUCCAUGAAGACGCCGCAGCAAAUAGUUGCGGGACAUGCAGAGAAGCUCUGGCGGCCGCGCAGCCUGCCGCUUGGUACGCGCCACUGCUGGUCCCAAAUGCCAUGAUCUCGCUGUGCACGGAGUUGAAUUUUGAAUCCAAGGACAAAUGCGAGGAAGAUUAUGCCCCAGCAGCGUUUGGGGCCGUCUGGACCCAGGUGCUGUCCCUUGCCGAUGUGAGCAGCCUAGAUGGUAACUACAUCUGUCAUACUUUGAACAAAACCUUCUGUGCUCGACCCUCGACCAGUCCGCUGGACGCAACCAAGCUGUUCCCGAAACCCAAACCCGCGAAUCCGCGCAUUCCGUCGGCUAGCGGCAAGCGUGUCAAGGUGCUGCAUCUAUCCGACAUCCACCUGGAUCCGCGGUAUUCUGUGGGCUCCGAGGCAGACUGCUCAUCGGAAUCGGGCAUGUGCUGCCGCACCAAUUUGCACAAUGAGGUUUCGCCGAAUAAGGUUCUCCUCCCUGCUUCGCCCUACGGGGAAUUUCUGUGCGAUACGCCGUAUGAUCUUGGGCUGGCUGCGCUGGAAGCAAUCGGCCCUUUGACGGGCACACGGAAGAGUAAGGAGGGGUUUGGCUUUUCGAUAUACACAGGAGAUAUGGUGUCGCACGACAGCCCCAUCGGCCAGGUCGAUCGCGAAUAUGUCCAGUAUACCGAGACCAGUAUCUUCAGGAUGAUGAAAUCGUACAUCUCGGGGCCGGUGUUUGCCGCGCUAGGCAAUCACGACACAAGCCCCGAGAAUAUAGAUUCUCCACAUAAGAUGCCGGGACCACUGGGUGAGCAACAGAGCUGGCACUACGACCAUGUUGCUGGACUGUGGCAGUAUGAAGGAUGGCUGAACGGGGAAGCCGCCGACGAAGCCCGCACGCACUACGGAGGAUACUCCACCAAAACCCCGCAAGGACUACGCAUUAUUUCAUGGAACACAGACUUCUGGUACAAAAACAACUACCUCAAUUUGAUCAACACAGCCGAGCCAGACCACUCGGGCGUCUUCGCCUGGAUGAUCGACGAGCUCCAACAAGCAGAAGACAACGGAGAGCGCGUAUGGAUCAUCGGCCACGUUCUAAGCGGCUGGGACGGUACAAGCCUCCACGCCAGUCCCUCCGACCUCUUCUACCAGAUCAUCGACCGCUACUCGCCACACGUCAUCGCGAACGUCUUCUUCGGCCACAGCCACGAAGACCAGUUUAUGGUCUACUACGCCAACAACGGCACCUCGCAGACGGCCGACACGGCGCUCACCACCGGGUGGAUCGGGCCCAGCAUCACGCCGCUGGAAAACCUGAACAGCGGGUUCCGCAUGUACGAGGUCGACACGGGCAACUUCGAGAUCUACGAGGCGUACACCUUCUUCAGCAACGUGUCCGACUUUUCGUCCCUGUCGGACACGGGGCCGGUGUUCCGCUUCGAGUACUCCACGCGGGAUACGUACGGGGCGCACGCGAAAUGGGACGCGGACGCCCCGCUGAACGCGACGUUCUGGCACCGCGUGACGGAGGCGAUGGAGAAGGACGGGGAGCUGGUCUCUCUGCAUAACACACUGCAGGGCAAGUCGAGUGUGAAGAGCCCGGAGUGUACGACCGCUGAGUGCCGGGCUGCUAAGAUCUGCUACAUGCGGAGUGGGAGUAUGGCGCUGGGGAGUCAGUGCACGCAGGGGUAA
Messenger RNA from Aspergillus campestris IBT 28561, 2173 nucleotides. Its product is annotated as PPN1 endopolyphosphatase family protein. Gene Ontology annotation, biological process: sphingomyelin catabolic process. Gene Ontology annotation, molecular function: sphingomyelin phosphodiesterase activity. NCBI's taxonomy places the organism in Eukaryota, Fungi, Ascomycota, Eurotiomycetes, Eurotiales, Aspergillaceae. The coding region runs from base 107 to 2173 and encodes 688 amino acids. The record is from RefSeq and is a predicted model, not a curated record. The transcript is spliced from 3 exons.